UGGUCAUGUGGCACAAGCUCACCAUAACGUAUUUAUUCACUUAUCUCUGCCUGAACGCGCAUUAAGUUUAUUUAACAUUUUCCAAUAAAAUUAAUUGGAAUUUAACUCAAUUUCGGUCAUGACCCCUCCAAUCCAAAGUCAUCCGUUUAAUACAGAGCGCUGGAGCACACUUGCCUGAACGAAUUCAGGAUGAGAGAGAGAGAACAAACGAGAAAAAGACCACAGGACGCGUAGUCCCAGGAGAUGCACGGACAGGGACGGGUUGCCUCGUAGGGAGAAGAAUCGCUCAGCGGUUAUUAAAAGCUGUGGGCUAUAUUCUCAAUGUUUUAGGAUCGACUGAGUGGGAGGAUAUCUGGACAGAAUACAGGAAUUCAUAAUUUGAUCGAGACACGGGGAUGCAAUAGGAACUAGGGUUUAUAACUGCAGUUCAAUGUUAAGACGCGCAUAAUGAACCGGCAAAAGGUAAGAUGGCACGCGGGCACGCAGUCAACUUUGUUCAAGUCUUUUGGAAUUAAAGCAGAGGCAUCACUUUUCACAUUAUUUUGUCGAAGGGACUUAGAAAUUCUUAGUUUUUCCAAAGUCUUGAAGACUUGUGAGCUGGACAUGCAGUAGAAUGGCCCUCCUCGGAUGGGUCUCUGAGGGAAGGGGAUGUCAGCUUUUCACCACAAUAGCCCAACAGACAGAGACAUCAGGAGAGUCCUCCAAAAACUUCUAGUCAUGCUGUCUUUGGGAGUAAUCUGCGUAUCUGUCUUCUACUUCCUGACGGGAUGCUGUGAAUCGGAUCUUACAGAAUACACUAUCUCCAACAGACCCGCCCGAGAGUUUCUCUUACCAGGUUGGUAUCAUGAGCGAAACGGGACCUUUUACAAGGACGUUGUAACCGUCCAUGACGAAGAUGGAUACCAAGGGGCUGGAGAGCGGAGCACAAAAACGCCCGAUUUGGUGACGAAUAACUCUGGUACAGAUUGGACGGCGACCCGGCGGUUACCUCAAGCUCUCAUUAUUGGGGUGAAGAAGGGUGGCACGCGGGCUCUUUUGGAAUUUCUCAGGCUGCACCCCGACAUCCGCGCACUAGGCUCUGAGCCGCACUUCUUUGAUCGGCAUUACGCACGAGGAUUGAACUGGUACAGGAGUAUGAUGCCCAAGGCCUUGGAUGGACAGGUUGUCAUCGAGAAGACACCUCGUUACUUUGUUACCAUGGAGACGCCAGGGCGUGUCCACUCCAUGUCACGUGAUGUAAAGCUGAUUGUGGUGGUACGAGACCCUGUGACCAGGGCCAUCUCCGACUACACCCAGAUCAUCUCCAAAACCCCCAACAUCCCUGCCUUCGAGACCCUUGCCUUCAAGAACAGCACUAAUGGUGAGAUUGAUGAUCUGUGGAGCCCACUGUGGAUUGGACUGUAUGCUCAGCACCUGGAGCGCUGGCUGGCCUGGUUCCCACUGGCCCAGAUCCACCUGGUCAGUGGGGAGGGCCUCAUCUCUGACCCGGCCGGAGAACUAGGAAAAGUCCAGGACUUUCUGGGCCUCCAGAGGAUUGUGACGGACAAGCACUUCUACUUCAAUAAGACAAAAGGUUUCCCCUGUCUGAAGAAGCCGGAGGGCAGCAGCAAGCCCCAUUGCCUGGGAAAGACUAAGGGGCGGAUACAUGCCCCCAUUGACCCGGAUGUAAUCCAGAGACUUAGGGAGUUCUACAGACCGCACAACAGGCGUUUCUAUCAGAUGGCUGGCCAGGACUUUGGAUGGCAAUGAGAACUCACCAAGGUGAACCAUGAAUCCAGAGUAGAAAAGACACUCCCACAGUUCAAAGGGCUUUUUGUCUCUAGGCUUCAGUUUGUACUGUGUACUGGUUACUGUGACUUGGUGAUAAGAAGAACAGCAUGGGUCCUUCCUGGUCGUACGAAUGCCACUCCGCUGGGAACUGAGUCUCAUGUUGAUAGAUCUCUGGGUAGCGAGAAAACAGAGAUUCUCUUUUCUUGGUUUGAUGACAGAAAAGCCAGUCUCCAUACUAGUUCCCUUCAGUAUCUAAUAGAUGUGAAAAGAAAGUGACUCUAAGCUGUGUUUGAAAACACUUUCCGUUCUUGUCAUAGGUAGUUCUGCUUCACUCCUGGUCCUCACUGGCCCACCAGGAAUAAAUAGUGUUGCUAUAGGAUGUGCCAUCUGUAGUCCAGACUGAUGUUUGUGCUGUAUUUAAAUUGUCCUGUGGCUGCUUCUGAAAAUUAUUGAAGCUCUUAACUAAAUAGAACAACAAUUUUGUCUUACCAAGCCUCAUGGAGUUAGACAUUUUCUUAUCCUUUUUACCCAACUUAGCGAAUCUUAGGCUACGACUUAAAAGAGUUUUAGGCAAUCAAUACAUAUCGAAUAUCAUCGUCAAGUAUUACCAGAAACGGGAUGAAUCUUUUAUGUAGAAAUCAGUGAGAGGAAGUAUGAGUAGCAUCUUUAUAAGUGCUCAGAUUUGACUGAGUGGUUUUGUAUUGUUGAAUAAUGAAUGUGUGUAAGUGGAUUAGGAGCAACUCAAACGCGUUCCCUUUCCGGGUAGAGAAUGCCCAUAGGCACAUAUCCAGGAUUAGUUGAACAUCCCUCAAUCCUAUCAUUAACCUUAAGAGAAAACAGGAUCAUCUGACAUUAUGUCAGUGUCUGUGUCGUCCUAAACUGGAUAGCCCACCACACGAGGACAACCUUGAAUGAAUAAGAGAUCAUUAACCAAUAUAUUGUGAUCAAUUGGUGUUUGUCCCAUCCGAAGCUGCUGUAUAACCUCUAUCUCCUAUUUGCAUGUAUUUGCACUAGUUUGUAAAAAAUAAAACGACAGUAAAAUGUAUUUUGAAGGAAA
This is a messenger RNA of Esox lucius (northern pike), 2827 nucleotides long. It is a transcript of the gene hs3st3l, whose product is annotated as heparan sulfate (glucosamine) 3-O-sulfotransferase 3-like. Lineage: Eukaryota; Metazoa; Chordata; Actinopteri; Esociformes; Esocidae. Gene Ontology annotation, molecular function: [heparan sulfate]-glucosamine 3-sulfotransferase activity. The transcript has 3 exons. The record is from RefSeq and is a predicted model, not a curated record. Bases 649 to 1749 code for a protein of 366 amino acids.